GAAAUCGCGCUGAUGGUCUGUCACAUUAUUCUCACUGACACCGUCUGAGCGCAGGAGUACCACGCCAAAAGACCAGCUCUAAAACACUUCAUAACACACAGCUCCGGUGUUUUUAAUCUGUAAGUGUUUUCUGGCGUGGAAUCGGAGAGGAGGAAGUGAGAGAGGGGGUCUCAUACAAGCCGAAAGGAAAUGCCAAUCGCCACUACUGGUCUUUCAGCGUCCCGAGAGCCCUGCAUCUGUUCCCCGGACCCCGUCCCCAAGCGUGCUGAUUUAUGCGAGGACGCAGGGGCCCAGCCAGCGGAAUACGGGGGUUCAGAGGGGGGCCACAGCCUGGGCAGCACUAGAAUCUCUGGAGCGCUUGAGAGCUCCUCUGCGGCGUCUCAUUCCACUCCCACUUCCCCUUUCCACCACCACCACCAUCAUCAUCACCCCCAUCCAGUGACUAUGGAGCCCCCCAGGACUCGAUCACGCUCGCGGUCUGGAUUUUACCACGGUGGAUUAUCUAACUCGAAUGGUAAUGCUGGGAGUGGCGGCGGUGCACUAAGUCCAGCUGGAGGAAUAAGCCACCACCAACUGCAGCUUGGAGCUGCUCAUGGACACACCGAAAACCUGCACCCACCCGGGAACACGCUUUCCCCAGACUCCCACAGACACGCAGGGCCUGGAACGCACAGAAACUCAGGAGCAGGUGCAAUGGGAGGAGUAUACCACUAUCAUUCAGAGCAUGCCUGUGCAGACGCCACUGACAAGACGGAGGAUUCUCCUAGUCCGAAGAGACAGCGCCUUUCCCAGCAGUCUGUACUGGAGUUUACCUCUGCCCCUCCUUCCACUCCCUCACCGCCAAUCAGACCAUGGGAGCUUCCGCCCAGUCGCAGGCCACACCCCUAUCCCCACCCACACUACCAUCCCGAGCGCUGCCACACACCUGCACGGCACAGACGCAGGUAUGCUGGUCUCCCUCAGGGUACAGUGCCGGUGUCAUAUACAGUUUCUCCAGUGCCGCCCCAUGGUCUACCUGCCCCCCUCUGUACGGGACAGCAUCUCCCAGCAUGCUCUUCCCAACAGCAGGUGCCUGCCUGUUCUGUGAUCUUCAGCGGACAGCAACACUAUCCAAUCUGUAGCGUACCGCCUCCUAUGUUGCCGGCAUGUUCGGUGCAGCAUUUGCCAGUGCCGUACGCCGCGUUUCCUUCUCUUCUCUCCAGUGAUCCACCCUUCCUGCUUCAUCCUCCACAUCUGUCACAUCAUCCACCCCACCUGCCCACUCCUGGACAGUUCUUACCUUUCCAGACACAGCAGUCUCGAUCUCCACUGCAGAGGAUAGAGAAUGAGGUGGAGUUGUUGGGGGAUCACCUGUCGUUAGGUGGAGGGUUUAACUAUCCUCACUCGGGGCAUCCUAGUCCUCUGCCCCCUUCCACUCCACUGCAGUUCCUCUCCCAUGAACCCCUGCCACAGGAGCUCUUUGGAAUGCCCUAUCCACACUUCAUACCUCGACGAAUCACAGGCAGACGCUACCGCUCUCAGCAGGCCAUACCUCCACCUCCUUACCACCCAAGUCUGCUGCCCUACUUCCUAUCUGUUCUUCCAGUCCAGCCAACAGCAGUGGGUCCCACCAUUAGCUUAGAGCUGGAUGUAGAUGAUGGAGAGGUUGAGAAUUAUGAGGCUCUGUUAAACCUUGCCGAGCGUCUCGGAGAAGCGAAGCCUAGAGGUUUGACAAAGGCCGAUAUCGAACAGCUGCCUUCCUACAGAUUCAACCCCAGCAACCAUCAGUCUGAGCAGACUUUGUGUGUAGUGUGCAUGUGUGAUUUUGAGUCUCGUCAGCUGUUGAGAGUUCUGCCCUGUAAUCAUGAAUUCCAUGCCAAGUGUGUCGAUAAAUGGCUUAAGGCUAACAGAACCUGUCCUAUUUGCCGAGCAGAUGCAUCUGAAGUCCAGCGGGAUUCCGAGUGAUGCUGCUCACUGAACACACACACACACACACACACACUCUCUCACACACACACACAUACACACCACUAAACACUUCAGUCAUUCUCCUACCGUUACAUUCAAUUAACUUCCACAUGCAUAAUUACUCCUCACACACAAAUGACCGCUGCAAAAGAUUCAUGAAAACUUUAUGCAUCGAAAUCAGCGUUUGAUAUUCAUCUAUGAAUAUCCAACUAACUGAGACACAUACACACACACACACACACACACACACACGCACACACACACAUCCCUUCGGUUUUUUGAUCACUAAUUCUUUGAGUGGAAGUCCAAAGGUAAUGGUUCAUAUUAUCAUUCUGGUCAUGUUCUGGUUCUGAUUUAGUUUUUUUUUUAUAUAUAAAUAUAUAUAGUUUAGUUCUCCCCUUCGGGGGGCGGGUGUUGGUAUGUUGCAGUCUUGUGUGUGUGUGUGUGAGUGAGUGUGUGUGUGUGUGUUUGUGCACUAACAUUCCCAGCUAUGUGAGCACACUGUGGUGUGGUGGUCUUUACGAAGAUUAAUGUUGUGAGCAUGGGCUUUUAUAUUUUACCAACAAAUAUAGCUAUAUAUAAAUAUGUAUGUAUGUAUCCAUAUAGAGGGACAAAUUACAAAAUUCUUAAUUUUUUGGUUUGUUUUUUAAAUAGGAAAAAAAAUUAUGGAAGUCUGUCUUUUUUUUUAAAAAUGGAACAAAAGAUUCAAAUUAUAUCUAUACAUAAAGCGGGGAUUUUGGGUGGGUCUUGCUCAAUUAUGAUUUAACAGUCUUUAUAGAAUUCGAAAACUGUGAGGUGCGUGUGUGUGCUUUUGUGUGAAAGAGAGUGUGUGUGUGUGUGUGUGUGUAUAUUCGAGAAUCAGUUGUUUGUUAUUUAUCCCAUAUGUGUGGUACAGAACACUGGCUUGUCGCUCUCACUUUUAUUCUCGUCUGGGAUUGGCUGAGGAUGCGCACUGACAUGACAUGUGAUUGGUUUGGAGGGGCAGUGAAAUAUUCUCCAAGUUCUUAUUAGAUGUAUCCUGCUGCAACCUUUUUUCUUUCUUCUGCUGUCUUACGUUUUUCAAUAUUUUCAACACAAAUAACCUUUUAAAACCAUUAAAUGUGUAUUCCCAAUCCAUAGCCAGUCCUGAUUAUGUAGACAAAUCCCCACUUUUCUCAUUUAGCACUUAGAGCACCAUAGUGUCAUUUAUAUUAUUAUUCGCCUUAAAGGGAUAGUUCAAAAUUUUGUUUUUCUCACCCUCCUCUAUGGAUUUCCUCCUUUUGUUGAACCCAAAAGGUAUUUUGAAGAACGUUGGUAACCAUACAGUUGCUGGUAGCCACUG
Sinocyclocheilus rhinocerous is the source of this 3268-nucleotide messenger RNA. Its product is annotated as RING finger protein 44-like. The record is from RefSeq and is a predicted model, not a curated record. Gene Ontology annotation, biological process: protein ubiquitination. Lineage: Eukaryota; Metazoa; Chordata; Actinopteri; Cypriniformes; Cyprinidae. The coding region runs from base 190 to 1944 and encodes 584 amino acids. The transcript is spliced from 12 exons. Gene Ontology annotation, molecular function: ubiquitin protein ligase activity.